GAAAAAAACAGAAGGAAAGAAAAAAGUAAAAGAAUAAAAUAAAACUAAUCUGCGGCUUCACUUAUAUUUCUCUCCUUUUCCCUUCAGGUGGUGUUCGAUUUGAACAUUCGUACACCCCCUGGGUCCUGAGUCCGUCUCCCUCUGCCAGACUGCCAUGGCAUCGGAUGGGUAUCCUGACAAGAACGCCCUUUUCAGAAAACUGAAAGCAAAGUCGGAAAACAAGAUGUGUUUCGAUUGUAAUGCAAAGAACCCUACUUGGGCGUCCGUGACGUACGGGAUCUUCCUCUGCAUCGAUUGUUCGGCCGCGCAUCGAAGCCUCGGAGUCCACAUUAGCUUCGUCAGGUCUACAAACUUAGACUCAUGGACUCCUGAGCAGCUGAAAAUGAUGACUUUUGGGGGAAACAAUCGUGCACAGGUUUUCUUUAAGCAGCAUGGAUGGACUGAUGGGGGCAAAAUUGAAGCUAAAUAUACAUCAAGAGCUGCCGACUUAUAUAGGCAAAUCCUUUCAAAGGAAGUUGCUAAAAGUUUGGCAGAAGAGACAGGUUUACCAUCAUCACCUGUUUCUUCUCAGUCAACACAAGCUGCUUAUGGACUCCCUGAUGUCAAGACAAGUGAAGCUCCGAAAGAGAACGCUUUAUCAAGGCAAGAUGUACCCGAUAUAUCUGCCUUGCCUAAAGCUCCUCAUGCAGUUGCUACCAGUACUGUUAAGAAGCCUCUCGGUGCAAAGAAAAUUGGGAAGACUGGGCUUGGUGCUAGAAAGCUUACUACGAAGUCAAGCGAAAGUCUCUAUGAUCAGAAGCCUGAGGAACCAGCUAUUCCAGUUUCCUCCACAAAUAGCACUCCAACAGCUGGCUCAUCUUUUGCAUCGCGCUUUGAAUAUCUUGAAAAUGUCCAAUCUGCUGAGAAUAGCUCCAGUGGGCCUCACAUGAUCAGCCAUGUAUCUCCACCAAAGUCUUCAAGCUUCUUUACAGAUUUUGGAAUGGACAGCGGUUUUCCAAAGAAAGCUGGCUCAAAUUCCUCAAAAGUGCAAAUUCAGGAAACUGAUGAAGCAAGGAAGAAGUUCUCAAAUGCGAAAUCUAUUUCAUCUGCCCAAUUCUUUGGGGAUCAGAACAAAGCUACUGACGUAGAUGCUCAAGCAUCUUUGCAGAAGUUCUCAGGUUCAACUGCCAUUUCCAGUUCUGAUCUUUUCGGUGACAGCACAGAUCAUUCCAUUGAUCUUACUAAUGACCUCAUCAAUCGACUCUCUUUCCAGGCACAACAGGAUAUUUCCAACCUUAAAAACAUUGCGGGAGAGACCGGGAAGAAACUCAGUUCACUGGCAUCCAAUUUAAUAACAGAUCUUCAAGACAGAAUCCUAUGAUACUAAUAUUUUUAUGGUGGAAACAAAAAAAAAAGUUGAGGAGUUUAUUACCGUACCAACCAAAUGUCUAGUGAAUGUGAAUGUGAAUGUGAAUGUGAAACGCAUUCAUUGUAAAAAUUUUCAGAAGACAAUAAGAUGUUAGGACUCUCCAGGCUUGUGACAUGCUCUGGUGCUUUUAUAUUGUUAGUGCAUGUAUUUUGAGACUGACUGUGUCUAAGCUUUUGUUUUCUAAUCUUGAAUGCAAACCUCAGUUAACUUU
Juglans microcarpa x Juglans regia is the source of this 1619-nucleotide messenger RNA. Its product is annotated as probable ADP-ribosylation factor GTPase-activating protein AGD8. Gene Ontology annotation, biological process: COPI coating of Golgi vesicle. Bases 155 to 1360 code for a protein of 401 amino acids. Gene Ontology annotation, molecular function: GTPase activator activity. Lineage: Eukaryota; Viridiplantae; Streptophyta; Magnoliopsida; Fagales; Juglandaceae. The record is from RefSeq and is a predicted model, not a curated record. The transcript is spliced from 7 exons.